This is a messenger RNA of Capronia coronata CBS 617.96, 399 nucleotides long. RefSeq lists its product as uncharacterized. Bases 1 to 399 code for a protein of 132 amino acids. Lineage: Eukaryota; Fungi; Ascomycota; Eurotiomycetes; Chaetothyriales; Herpotrichiellaceae. Gene Ontology annotation, molecular function: carbon-sulfur lyase activity. The transcript is spliced from 4 exons. The record is from RefSeq and is a predicted model, not a curated record.
AUGUCCGACGUUUCCAGUCCUACGAAACCAAAGUCAAAGACCUACAAGGGUUCGUGUCACUGCGGGAAAGUCAAAUUCUCCAUGAAGCUCUCUCCUCCUGUCGAGGAUGGGUCAGUGACCUGCUGCAAUUGCUCCAUCUGCCACAUCAACGGCUAUCUGAUGGUGUACCCGCUCGAAACCAACAUCACAUGGGAGAGCGGGUUUGACGACAUGACCACUUACACGUUCGGACAGAAAAGAAUCGCUCAUACGUUCUGCCCGACCUGCGGGACUAGUAUUGGUGGGAAGAGCAUCGAUCCCAACUUCUUUGCCGACAAUCGUGCCAUCAAUGUGCGCGUCCUUAAAGACGUUGACAUCGACAGCUUGACACUGAGGAAAGUAGACGGCAGCUCCCACUAA